Ochotona princeps (American pika) is the source of this 2103-nucleotide messenger RNA. It is a transcript of the gene NKX2-1, whose product is annotated as NK2 homeobox 1. The record is from RefSeq and is a predicted model, not a curated record. Bases 104 to 1315 code for a protein of 403 amino acids. Gene Ontology annotation, biological process: cell differentiation; regulation of transcription by RNA polymerase II. Gene Ontology annotation, cellular component: nucleus. Gene Ontology annotation, molecular function: RNA polymerase II cis-regulatory region sequence-specific DNA binding; DNA-binding transcription factor activity, RNA polymerase II-specific. Lineage: Eukaryota; Metazoa; Chordata; Mammalia; Lagomorpha; Ochotonidae. The transcript is spliced from 3 exons.
GACAGACUGACAGACACGUAGACCGACAGUACGGCCCCAGGGUGCGUCCCCAGACUCGCUCGCUCAGACGGUGGCGACUGGGGGCUCGGCGCCGCGAAGCCCGAUGUGGUCCGGAGGCAGUGGGAAGGCGCGGGGCUGGGAGGCCGCGGCGGGAGGGAGGAGCAGCCCCGGCAGGCUCAGCCGCCGCCGAAUCAUGUCGAUGAGUCCAAAGCACACGACUCCGUUCUCAGUGUCUGACAUCUUGAGUCCCCUGGAGGAAAGCUACAAGAAAGUGGGCAUGGAGGGCGGCGGCCUCGGGGCUCCGCUGGCGGCGUACCGGCAGGGCCAGGCGGCGCCUCCGGCCGCGGCCAUGCAGCAGCACGCCGUGGGGCACCACGGCGCUGUCACCGCCGCCUACCACAUGACGGCGGCAGGGGUGCCCCAGCUCUCGCACUCCGCCGUGGGGGGCUACUGCAACGGCAACCUGGGCAACAUGAGCGAGCUUCCGCCGUACCAGGACACCAUGCGGAACAGCACCUCCGGUCCCGGAUGGUACGGCGCCAACCCAGACCCGCGCUUCCCCGCCAUCUCCCGCUUCAUGGGCCCGGCGAGCGGCAUGAACAUGAGCGGCAUGGGCGGCCUGGGCUCGCUGGGGGACGUGAGCAAGAACAUGGCCCCGCUGCCAAGCGCGCCCCGCCGGAAGCGCAGGGUGCUCUUCUCCCAGGCACAGGUGUACGAGCUGGAGCGACGCUUCAAGCAACAAAAGUAUCUGUCGGCGCCGGAGCGGGAGCACCUGGCCAGCAUGAUCCACCUGACACCUACCCAGGUCAAGAUCUGGUUCCAGAAUCACCGCUACAAAAUGAAGCGCCAGGCCAAAGACAAGGCGGCACAGCAGCAGCUACAGCAGGACAGCGGCGGCGGUGGCGGCGGUGGAGGCGGGGGCGCCGCGUGUCCCCAGCAGCAACAAGCCCAGCAACAAUCGCCGCGCCGCGUGGCCGUGCCGGUCCUGGUCAAAGACGGCAAACCGUGUCAGGCCGGCGCCCAGGCGCCGGGCGCCGCCAGUCUCCAAGGCCACGCACAGCAGCAGGCGCAGCAGCAGGCGCAGGCGGCACAGGCGGCUGCCGCGGCGAUCUCCGUGGGCAGCGGGGGAGCGGGCCUGGGCGCACACCCGGGCCACCAGCCCGGCAGUGCCGGCCAGUCUCCGGACCUGGCGCACCACGCCGCCAGUCCCGCGGCGCUGCAGGGCCAAGUCUCCAGCCUGUCGCACCUGAACUCUUCUGGCUCGGACUACACCGCCAUGUCCUGCUCCACUUUGCUAUACGGUCGGACCUGGUGAAAGGACGCCCAGACGGCCCCAGCCUCACCGCUUCCCCUGCUCGCCACACAAACCACCACCAUUCUCUCGCUGCUCCACGCGCUUCGACUUUUCUUAAGAACCUCUCCCCGUUUAGGCCAAGGGGAGAAGAGGGGGGAAAAAAACCCACAAAGGCCAAACUGCUGGACAUCUUGUCUUUUUUUCCCCUCUAAAAUUUGUUAAUUUUUUUUAAAAGAAACUAAAAAUCAUCAAACAAAUACAAUUCCGUAAGGAGUCUACAAACAGUUUUGGGGGAUUCUUGACGGUGAUUUUAAGUGGGUUUCCCACUCUGGGAUGGGACGCAGAUUGGAGAGGGUUCUGUGCUGACAUGGCCCUGGACAUUGUGCCAGCAAAGUGGACUCGCUUGUAAAUACCAGGAUUCUUUUUUAGAAGAGAAGACAGGGGCUGGGGAGAAAAACGACUCUUCGACAUAACCCACUUGUCGCUGACACAAAGGAAAUGCCACCUUCCCAGGGGCCCGCAGCCCGUCUAGGUUCAACCAACAUGGCCUCUGUGAAAAUUGUUUUAUGUCCGAUGUGAACUUGUAGCUGUAAAACGCUGUCAAAAGUUGGACUAAAUGCCUAGUUUUUAGAAAUCUGUACAUUUUGUUGUAAAAAAAAAAAAAAACAACAACCCUACUCUUUGAACCCAGCCCCUUACAUUUUUUAUGGGCAUUGACAAAUCUGUGUAUAUUAUUUGGCAGUUUGGUAUUUGCGGCGUCAGUUUUUUUCUGUUGUAACUUAUGUAGAUAUUUGGCUUAAAAUAUAGUU